AAACACGUCACAUCCUUUCUGUAAUGGACAUCCGCACGUGUUGAACGAGUGGCUGUUUACAGCACAGUACUUGUUCAUUCUUAACCAAAAGAACAUAAUAUAGCUACAUCUUCGGUUAGAAACAGCGAUGCCAAAGGUUAAACGAUCUGCGGGCACAGGAGGAGGUGAGAAGAGCGGAGGAUCCAUGCCGCUGGCUGACCAGAUCCUGCAGGGGGACACCAUGCGAGCCCGAGGCCGAGUGAAGAGCAGAGACAGCCGGGCAGAAAACGAAGACACGUACGUCGACGAGCGUCUUUCCCGGAAAAUCUUACAACAGGCUCGGAUCCAACAAGAGGAGCUUCAGACGGAGUAUGGCCUGGCACCAGAGAAGAAGAAAACACCAGUCACUGUUCUCGGUAAUGUUGGAGGGCCUGACUCUCAGGAUGCAGACUCCGAUGAGGAGUGGCCAGCGCUGGGAGCAGCAGGUGCAGAUGAAGGCGAUGUUGCGGGUGAAACUGAAGUCACUGUUGACCCUGACGACGAAAAGGCCAUGGAGAUGUUCAUGAAUAAAAACCCUCCGAUGAGACGGACCUUAGCUGACAUCAUCAUGGAGAAGAUCACAGAGAAGCAAACUGAAGUAGGGACAGUGAUGUCAGAGGUGUCAGGGCAUCCAAUGCCAGAACUUGACCCCAGGGUCAUAGAAGUGUACAAAGGUGUCAAUAAGGUUCUGUCGAGAUACCGCAGUGGUAAAUUGCCAAAGGCUUUUAAAAUAGUCCCGGCACUUUCAAACUGGGAGCAGAUUCUUUAUUUGACUGAGCCUGAGACCUGGACUGCAGCUGCUAUGUACCAAGCGACACGAAUUUUCUCGUCUAAUCUGAAAGAGAGAAUGGCCCAGAGGUUUUACAACUUGGUGCUCCUUCCCCGAGUAAGAGAUGAUAUUGCAGAGUACAAGAAACUCAACUUUCAUCUCUACAGUGCUCUGAAGAAGGCCUUGUUCAAACCAGGGGCAUGGUUUAAAGGUAUACUGAUUCCUCUGUGUGAAUCUGGGACAUGUACUCUGAGGGAAGCCAUCAUCAUCGGAAGCAUACUCACAAAGUGCUCCAUCCCUGUCCUCCAUUCCAGCGCUGCAAUGCUUAAGUUGGCAGAGAUGGAGUACAACGGCGCCAACAGCAUUUUCCUACGCCUCUUGCUUGACAAGAAAUACGCCCUGCCUUUCCGUGUCCUAGAUGCCUUGGUGGCCCACUUCCUGUCCUUCCGCAGUGAAAAACGUGAGCUUCCUGUGCUGUGGCAUCAGAGUUUACUCACCAUGGCUCAGCGCUACAAGGCUGACCUGCCCUCCGAACAGAAAACGGCACUGCUGGAGCUGCUCAAGACACAAACACACCCUCAGAUUUCUGCAGAGAUUCGCAGAGAACUGCAAAACUCAGAGUCCAGGGAUCUUGAAAUUGGGCUCCCUGUUGUAGUUGAAAUGGACUGAGGAAUAUGUCUAGUCUGGGGUCUCCUCCCUCUCUGUUGCAAAUGAUUCAUGUUUUUUUUAGCAUGAAGACAAUUUUAUUAAAUCUAACUUCAUUAUUCUCCCUGAACCAUAAAAGGACAAUUUCAAUGAUUGCAUUCUAUUACAAUGCCUCAGGAGCAAUCAUCCUGGACCCUGCUUGGAUGAAGUUGCACUUCAUUAGUGAUGUUGAUAUUGUAAUUUAAUAUCAAAAAUAUCUGAACUUUUAUCCUGCAGUUGCAGUGCAGUGUUUUCCUUGGGAAUACAAAGACUGGGGUUUGUUAUGAUUUGAUUAAGAGCAACUUGUUUAAGCGAUACAAAAGAUGGAUAGUAAAAGACUGUCUAUUUGCAGCCCAGUUUUCAAAUAUUUACCUGAAAUUUUGUCUUCAAAUAAAAUGUAAUGCUUAACUUUCUAAAACAUA
Messenger RNA from Gymnodraco acuticeps, 1893 nucleotides. It is a transcript of the gene bysl, whose product is annotated as bystin-like. The record is from RefSeq and is a predicted model, not a curated record. Bases 128 to 1456 code for a protein of 442 amino acids. Lineage: Eukaryota; Metazoa; Chordata; Actinopteri; Perciformes; Bathydraconidae. Gene Ontology annotation, molecular function: snoRNA binding. Gene Ontology annotation, cellular component: preribosome, small subunit precursor; cytoplasm; nucleolus. The transcript is spliced from 7 exons. Gene Ontology annotation, biological process: rRNA processing.